Messenger RNA from Seriola aureovittata, 2491 nucleotides. It is a transcript of the gene fcer1gl, whose product is annotated as Fc receptor, IgE, high affinity I, gamma polypeptide like. The transcript has 5 exons. Gene Ontology annotation, biological process: cell surface receptor signaling pathway. Gene Ontology annotation, molecular function: IgE receptor activity. The record is from RefSeq and is a predicted model, not a curated record. NCBI's taxonomy places the organism in Eukaryota, Metazoa, Chordata, Actinopteri, Carangiformes, Carangidae. Bases 174 to 377 code for a protein of 67 amino acids. Gene Ontology annotation, cellular component: Fc-epsilon receptor I complex.
CCGUGUGGUUUCACAACUUCAGAACGGACAGAGAGCCCCGGACUUCCUGCUUGCUGAUCUCGGAGCUCACUUCAGAGAGACUUAGAAGAAGAAGUCUCACCGACAGCCGUCAAGGGAGCAACCAAACAGACCCUCCAUCUUAUCUGCAGCUCAACCCCGAGACCACUGGAGACAUGGGCAUAUGUUAUAUCCUGGACGGGAUCCUCAUCUUCUACGGCAUCAUUCUCACCGUCUUAUACUGCAGACUGAGGAUGCAUUCAGCCACCAAACCGCCUGCUGAGAAGCAGCCCGCUGAGGGAGGCAUCUAUGCGGGUCUCUACUCUCCCAGUAAUGACACCUACGAGACCAUCAGAACGGAUAAAAAGUCUAUCGUCUGAUCAAAGGAGACUCGGUGCAGAGAGGAUGCUGAGCACAAAAACACAUGUUGAAUCUUUUAAACCUUUAUACUGUAUAUUAAGUUGUUUUUACUUGUUGCGGGCCUGUGCAUAGUGUUUCUAUAUUUACAUUUUCUCCCUUUUUUUUGUAAAGAAAAAAAUAUAUACUACUUUUAUUCCUAAACCUCCUCCUCCUUUCAUGUGCAUGCAUGAAAUGUUAAAACUACUACUGUAAUUUAAAAGCUAUGUGAGCGAGUUUUCACUGCAUGUUGCUCCAUGUUUUUUACGAAAGUCACCAAGAAGACAGAAGUUUAAUUUUAUCUCUUGUUUCUGUUCAUGUUCCCUCUUUUUGUCUUUCACUUCAGACUAUUUGAAAGAACAUGAAAUAGUUUAACCUCAAAAACAGGACUGGAGUAUUUUUUACUAACAAUUAAACUGCUAAUUAUUUUUGGAAUUAAGAUUUCAAUGUAUUAAAUGUCAGGAAAUGGUGAAAAAUAUCUCAGUUUCCUAAAGUCCAAGUGACGUUUACAGAUGUCUGUCUUUGUCUCAUCUGUUCAAAACCCAAAGAAGUUCAGUUUAUAAUGAUUUAAAUCAGUCAAAAUCAGCAAGAUUUCACAACUGACAAGAUGAAAUAUUAAUUUUCUGCCAAACUUGAUUUGAUUAGUCCAAAUUAUGUAGCAGUUUUAGGGGUUUUAAGCUUCUCAUGAGCUUGAGUUACUUGGACUGGAACUUGGACUUGGGAAGAUAUGGUAACUCUUCACACUUUUUACAGAAUAGAACGAAUUUCAAGCCAAUUCAAGUUAAUUUGCUUGAAUUUUGCCUAAAAUUUAGAUUUGACAUAUCAAGCUGGUUAUCCUGUUACAAUGUUUGAAAUACAUACGUUUUGUCUCAACAAGUGUCAUGUCAAUUUUUGAAACUUUUGGUUACUUGAUUUCAGUGAUAUGCUUUAUGUUAACUGCCAUUUUUACCAUUACAUUUUAAUUUAUUAAUUUUUCCCCCAUAUAAUAGCAAUUUUAGGGGAAGAUCUAACAAAAAAAUGGUUUGAAUCGUCUUAACAAACAAAUAAAUCUCACAUCUCUUUUCAUGUUCAUUCACUGUUUUCCCCUGAGGCUCAGGAAACUCACUCAGAGGCUACACCUCCACAAACCGUUGCAACAUACCUGGCUUGUGAAACAAAGGAAGGUCAGGAUAAUCAAAUUUUAGCGUCACAAAUAUAUUUGAACUAUGGUGCAAGUAGUAUUCAUUAAUUAAUGUAUGCGUACAUGUUUCAUUCAUUCUAUCAUUAUCACUGAUUCCCAUUAAACAUCAUAUUACAAUAAGUCAGCAGGUAAACAGCUGAAACAACAGGAACAUGUUCCUGUCAGAGGUAAACAAUCUGGUUAUUGUGGAAAAACCGAGUGUAGAUGAAUUUCACAAGAAAUCGCGCUACGUUCAAUUCCUCCUGGGAAAUUCAAAAUUAUAAUCUUUAGAAUUGUUAUCAUAUGUCGACAUGACAAAGUGUUUUAAUAGAUGUUGAAGGGAAUGUAAAAUUAUGUUUAAUUCAUAUUUAAUUGAAUUAGUUAAAUAUAGAUAUAGAUGCUACUUUGGAAAAAAAAAAUAUUGAUGGAGUACAACUAUUGGGAACAUUUAUGCGCUUGAAUCUUGUAAUCCUGCUGUUAUCAGCACAGGUAGAAGGAAUGUUCAAUGCUGCAAUUUUUGUGUCAAGAUGUAUAGGUCCAAAUAAAUAGGAAAAUAACAUUUUAAUAUUCACACAAUGGUGGGAAAAUAAAGAUUUGUGUCACUUUAAAGCACAUUUAUAAGGCCUGCAUUUGUAUUGCAAAUCACCUUAAGACACUCUUUUACUCAAUGGUCUUUAAAUGUGUUAAUUUCUGCUAAAGCCUCUGUUGGAUUUUGUUUUCUUGUGCAUUGUGUAACCAUGUAAUUUUUUUUAAAUUUAAAUUUUCUUUUAUAUUUUUCCCUGUUCUUUUGUUCCGGUUUUCUCUCUGUACUGUUAAAGUAUUUCAACUGCAUUGUGUGUAAAAUUUUAUAAAGUUGAGUUGAAUUGACUGAUUAAUCUUAAUUGUUAACAUGCGUAGUUAAAUAUCAUUGAAUUUACUUGUUAAAUUGCUGGACUCGCA